Messenger RNA from Staurois parvus, 2103 nucleotides. The record is from the annotation of a GenBank genome assembly. NCBI's taxonomy places the organism in Eukaryota, Metazoa, Chordata, Amphibia, Anura, Ranidae.
AUGAAUACUUUUUUAAGGCACUGUAUUUCCUAUGUUGCUUGUAAAUAUUGUAUUUUGUUAUUUCAGGCUACAAGAGAUCUUAUUUGCAGCAUAACUGCAUCUGAUAAAGUCCUAAUUGUGGCUCGUGAGUCAGGAGCAGUGCAUAGGUAUAGUCUACCCAACGUGGCAUUAGAACAGAAAUAUGGACUGAGCUGCCGUGCUUUUCAUAUGAGUCUGAACUGCAAUUCCAGCCGCCUGGCUAUAAUCGAUCUUUCUGGGGUUCUCACAUUCCUGGAUCUGGAGACCUCUUAUGACACAGGGCAGCAGAUCAUUGGAGAACAACUUAAGUUUGAGCGCAAGGAUGUCUGGGACAUGAAGUGGGCCAAUGACAAUCCAGACUUAUUUGCAAUGAUGGAGAAAACUAGGAUGUAUGUUUUCAGGAACCUGGAUCCAGAGGAACCCAUACAAACAUCAGGAUAUAUCUGCAAUUUUGAAGAUUUGGAAAUAAAAUCUGUUCUUUUGGAUGAAUUAUUAAAGGAUCCUGAACACCCUAACAAGGACUACAUUAUUAAUUUUGAAAUCCGGUCAUUGCGAGACAGCCGGGCUUUAAUUGAGAAGGUUGGCAUUGAGGAUGCAUCCCAGUUUAUAGAGGACAACCCUCAUCCAAGGCUCUGGCGCUUACUAGCUGAGGCUGCCCUACAGAAACUGGAUCUCCAAACUGCAGAACAAGCAUUUGUACGCUGUAAAGACUACCAAGGCAUAGAGUUUGUGAAGCGGCUGGGCAAUCUACAGAGUGAGCCCAUGAAGCAAGCAGAGGUGUCUGCCUAUUUUGGCAGGUUUGAGGAAGCAGAGAGGAUGUAUUUGGAUAUGGACAGGAGAGAUCUUGCCAUCAGUCUAAGAAUAAAGCUGGGUGACUGGUUCAGAGUACUGCAGUUGCUCAGAACAGGGUCCGGGGACUCAGACGAUGCUCUGCUAGAACAGGCCUAUAACGCCAUUGGUGAUUACUUUGCAGACAGACAGAAAUGGUUGAACGCAGUACAGUACUAUAUACAGGGCAGGAAUCAGGAACGAUUGGCAGAGUGCUACUACAUGCUGGAAGAUUAUGAUGGACUUGAGGUUUUGGCUAAUUCCUUACCAGAGAACCAUAAGUUGCUUCCAGACAUUGCUCGCAUGUUUGUGACAGUAGGGAUGUGUGAGCAGGCUGUGGCUGCCUUCCUCAAGUGUAACAUGCCAAAAGCUGCUGUAGACGCAUGUAUGCACCUCAACCAGUGGAAUAAAGCCGUUGAGCUUGCCAAAAAUCACAACAUGAAAGAAAUAGGAUCACUGCUUGCCAAGUAUGCCUCCCAUUUGCUAGAAAAGAACAAAACUCUGGAUGCAAUUGAACUUUACCGCAAAGCUAAUCACUUCCUAGAAGCUGCUAAGCUACUGUUCAAGAUUGCUGAUGAAGAAGCCAAGAAACGAACAAAGCCACUCCGUGUAAAGAAGCUGUAUGUGCUGGCAGCAUUAUUGGUGGAGCAGUAUCAUACACAUGUGAAGAAUACACAGAAAGGAAAGCUGAAAGGAAAGCAGAUUGAGGCUACGUCGGCACUGGCUGGCCUGUUAGAGGAAGACAGUCUCCUGUCUGAUAAUCGGAUAAUUGACAAUGCCUGGAGAGGGGCUGAGGCCUAUCACUUCUUCCUGCUGGCUCAGAGGCAGCUCUAUGAAGGCUAUGUAGAUGCUGCUAUGAGGACAGCUAUACACCUGAGAGAUUAUGAAGAUAUUAUUCCUGCUGUUGAGAUCUAUUCCUUGCUGGCACUCUGUGCCUGUGCUAACAGGGCAUUCGGUACGUGUUCCAAGGCCUUUAUUAAACUGGAAUCCUUAGAGACUUUGAGCCCUGAGCAGAAACAGCAAUAUGAAGACCUUGCCCUGGAAAUCUUCACCAAACACAGUCCAAAAGACAGCCGGAAUCCGAGGCUGAUGUCUUCCCAGAACGGCGGGGAAGGAAAGUUGCCAACAUGCAUUGCUUCAGGGAGACCCAUUACAGAAUACCAGUUCUGGAUGUGCAGUGUUUGCAAGCACGGAGUUCAAGACCGAGAGAUAUCUGCAUACAGCUUCUGUCCUCUCUGUCAUAGCUCCACUUCAUAA